Molecule: messenger RNA, 3484 nt
Organism: Pocillopora verrucosa
Lineage: Eukaryota; Metazoa; Cnidaria; Anthozoa; Scleractinia; Pocilloporidae
Source: RefSeq, a predicted model, not a curated record
GAGUAUUUGCGGCCUCACGGCAAGAUCAGAGGAAUCGCCAAAAAUAGUAGUAGGAAAUAGAGCUUCUUCUCUUGGCGUCUGUUAAAAAACAGAUGAAGGUUGACGAUAACGGUCUCUAAUCGAUCAGCUGAUGUAGGAAAUCGAAGAUUGGCACCUUGCAGUUUACCUUGCAUCGAAUGUGCUGACCCGUGUUGCCCCAAGCCACCUCGGCCGCGCCUGUCAUUCAUUACCAACUGUUGACCUCGAUUGUUUUUAUUGCUUGAACAAUUAUCUUUAGGCGCACAAGCGUAAACUAUGGCUGAGAAGGCAGAGGAUAGCAACGGCAUGCUCAUGGACGAGGUGGACCUGAAAGUAAGGUACCAGCAUGAAAGAUCUUGGCUUUCUGGAGGAAAGCUGGUGAUUUUUGGGCUCAUUGCAUUGGGAGUUUGUCUCAUCAUAAUCGGAGUCAUUCUACUCGCGCUGGCACAUUUUGCGAACCGGGAAUGCAGUGGAAAGGGACCUGAGGUGCCUACAACAGGGCAACCCACUCAGCAAAUACCUAAGCGAUGCGAAUUUUCAGUGGAAGCCCAGAGAGUUGGCCUCGAUGAAUUUUUGAAGAAAGUGAAAUCAACAUACUUUCAGUUGCAUCCGUUUAGUAUUCCGUUCCAUCCAGACAUAAAUACAGAUUUGUUAGCAGGUUCCGAGAGGAUCAAAAGAGACUAUGAGGCGUACGAUCCGACUCCAUCUGUGAUCAAAAAUCGCACCGAUGUGUCUUGGGCUUUGCUUGAAGAAAUUACGCGCAAAACCGAGCAUGUCAAAAUGAACGCCUUGUUGCCAAGAGAAAGGAAAUCCUUGGCGCAAGUGAAGCACUACCUUCAACACACGUUCGGUCAACCAUAUGAUGUAAACUAUUACGCCGGGGAUUGGAUGAUGGGACCGAAUUUAUUCUGCUGGCAACCUAUUUGCUAUCACGGGUACGACUUUUACAACGCCAUAAUUCACCAUAGACCCACCAACGAGGCAGACGUGAAACUUAUCAGAUCUAAGCUAGCGACGCACCAGAGAGGAAUUUUGCAGUACAUCGACAACAUGAAAAUGGGAGUUGGGAAAGGCAUGAUUCGAAGCAGGGAGGAAUGCGUCGCCGGCACAGAUUCACUGAAAAGGAAAUAUUUGAAUGUGUCCCUCUACAAUGAGACAGGUAUUUGGAAAGAGUGGUUUGUUGAACCUGCCAUUCAUCCUGAGUUCUACAGCUUAAUACCUGUGAAAGUUGACCAGGCUUGGAAGAAAGAGCAUGGCAAGAAUAUUAAUGAAACAAUUAAAGACUAUCUAUUGACUUAUCUUGGAAAACCCCUGCAUCAGCUUAUCUGGUAUUUAGAAAAUGAAUACAUUCACCAUUGUGUACCAAGUAAUGUUUCAAGUGGAUUAGGAAGACUGCCGCUGAGUCAUGUUUGGUAUGAUGGUGUAGAAGACAAGAACGAGCCAACAAAUGCAACUUUGCCAACCGGUGAAAGUCUGAAUGGUCCCAAGGCAUACAGCCUAAUCAUGCCAUACUUCACCACUAAUAAUAUGAAUGCAUCUGAUGUUCAUGACCUGGGAAUAAAGCAAUUAGAGAAACUGUAUCCAUUGGUGGUAGAAAUAGCCAAAGAAAUGACAGGUACAAAUGAUAGUGAUUUGGCUGUGAAACUCUUCAGAGAGAGGCUUAACUCCACUGAAAGCUUUUUUAAUGAUGCACCAAUUCCAGCAAAUGAGUCAAACAAAGAGGCACAUAAAAGAUGCAGCAGUCUUACUGGUGCAGAAAAGUAUUGCCCUAAACGGUGGGCUGCGAUGCAGUUAUGGUUCAAGGAAGCCAGAAGGGUAAUGAGCAUGCUGGAUCCAAAAACUGUGGAUAUGUUCUACUUUACUGGUCCUAAACAUACCACACCCAACUGCCCUGUGGACCUCCUACCCGACCUCAACCCAUCUAGUGGAGCACAAAGUUAUGAAAAUAGUGACCCGCAGUGUUCAAGGAAUGCCAUCUACAAUAUUCCAUUUUUCUUGGAAAAUCUGGGCCCAAGGUUCUCUGAAUGGAGUGUGAAUGCUCAUGAGGCAAGGCCUGGACAUCAUACACAGGUUCAGGGAACUAUUGAGCAUUUUCAAGAUGGCUGUAGUGAUGCCCUCACUUGGCUAGACACAGAGACAUAUUACACAGCCUUCACAGAGGGCUGGGCACUGUAUGCUGAGAAUCCGCUUAUAGCUGAGGACACAGACACAUAUGAUAAUGAGCCUAUGCAGAAGUUUGGCAUGUUAAAGUGGCAGAUUUGGCGGGCCUUGCGAUUAAUCGUGGACACCGGACUCCACUAUUACCCUAACUUUACCAGAGAAGACGCACUUUGGUAUUUCGACAAAUUUGCUUGGGAUAACACGGACUUGGCGCAAAAGGAGGUGACUCGGUACCAGAGCGACCCCGGACAAGCCACGGCUUACAUGAUCGGUCAGCUUGAUAUUAAAAGUUCCAGAGACUUUGCUAAAGAAAAGUUGCAGGAAAAUUUCUCUUUACGCGAUUUUCAUUACCAGGUUCUAGCACAAGGGUCCUCACCACUCGCUUACCUCAAGGACCACAUCGAGAGGUACGUUGAUUGUGUGCAAGACAAUGCAAAGGAAGGGUGUGCCGUCAUCCUUAGUGCGCCAAAGAAGGCUUCUGUUGCAAAGCGACGAGUAAAGGGUAGCCGCUGGCCAGUCAUACCACGACCACAUCAACACUACUUAUAAACAAUUUAAUAUUCACAACAAAGAUGCUUUAAUAUCAGCGAAUUAUGAAAUUUUUCAUUUACAUAAGUUUACAUCACCUCCGGAUUUUAUGUUUUGUGUAUUUAUCGAAGUAGAUUGAAAUCAUGACGUCCUGAUAUUUAAAGCAUACGUUUUCUGUCAAAAUCACGGUCUUUUACUCUGAUUUUAUAGAGAUGUUGCAAUUUCAUAACAUAUUGGUUCCUUGUGUAAGAUUCGACGUUUAUCCUUAGUUGUCUCGUAUUGGGUCAACUGCAGCCGCUUACAGAAUGUUUAUAGGGAUACUUGACAUUUCUGAGGUGUCUGAGCCUUUUAAGAAAGUGUUUGAGAUCCUACAACCGAAAUAUUGAGUUUCCAAAUGUGCCCGCAUUUGGAGAACACUAGAUCCGCGGUAAGGCACAUUAGUAUUAAUUAAUUUGUUGUAAAAAUACAUUUUGCCCUUGACCAUACAACAGCGAGUCGUAUGCAAUAAUGCAUUUUAUAAAUCGUUUUAUGGAAAAAAAAUUAAUCUUACAAUAUAAUAAGAUUCCUUUAAUCAGAUUUGAAAACCGAAUCCCUCACAUUAUUACAUGCUUCUCCGUGGGUAAAUAUAUGGGCUCAUAUAAGUCUGACGCGAAAAUGUGCUCAUAAUUUUGCAAGUCGUACCAGAGAGUACUUAAAAGGUUCCCAUCCCCACUUUGCAUCAUUUUUUGUACAAAGACUGACAUUGUGUUGGAAAUAAAGUCGGAAAAGCUGAGGAACA